This is a messenger RNA of Corticium candelabrum, 2083 nucleotides long. RefSeq names its product potassium voltage-gated channel subfamily A member 7-like. The transcript has 2 exons. Gene Ontology annotation, cellular component: membrane; voltage-gated potassium channel complex. The record is from RefSeq and is a predicted model, not a curated record. Gene Ontology annotation, molecular function: voltage-gated potassium channel activity. The coding region runs from base 48 to 1886 and encodes 612 amino acids. NCBI's taxonomy places the organism in Eukaryota, Metazoa, Porifera, Homoscleromorpha, Homosclerophorida, Plakinidae. Gene Ontology annotation, biological process: protein homooligomerization; potassium ion transmembrane transport.
GCGAAAGCGGCCUAGAGAGAUAUUCUGUUGUUUGUCUAGAACCAGGAAUGUUGUCCGGAGAGGAGAAUUUUACGAAACUAAAUGGAGACGGCAAUGUGAAACCUAGAAGUGGCACGUUUGUCGAAGAAGCCUCACUUGAUAUCGACGAAGUAUUUCAAACGGAGGAAGACGAUUGUAUCUUGACUCUAAACAUAAGUGGCAUGCAUUUUCAAGUAACAUGCGGAACUUUAGCAAGGUUUCCAGGCACUUUGCUUGGAGACCCAAUUUGUCGUCAGAAGUACUUCAAUUACGAAUACAAAGAGUAUUUUUUUGAAAGAAGCAGAUUAUGUUUUGAUUCUAUUCUUUACUAUUAUCAGAGCAAAGGAGUGCUCUGUUGUCCUCGUCAUGUUCCACCUCGAAUCUUUCAUGAAGAGGUGCAGUUCUUUCUAGGAAAAGAAGUUGCUAAACCAUUUGAGACGUUUGGAGGGAAAUAUAGCCACAGCAUUGAAGACGGUGAUGAUGUUGAAGAAAGUGAUUGUCAAAGACCAUUGAUACUGCGUCAAAUUUGGAAUUUGUUUGAUAGUCCAAACUCGUCUACUGCAGCUAGCGUUGUGGCUGUUUGGUCGUUGUUUGUAAUUGCAGUGUCAGUCGCCACAUUCUGCAUUGAAACGAUUCCAAGUGUUCGAGAUCCUCCAUCUUAUCGACAUUGUGGACCAUUCUUUAUUAUAGAAUCUCUGUGCAUUUCAUGGUUCACAAUUGAGUUGCUGUGCAGGUUUAUUUCGUGCCCAAAUAAACUCAAGUUUAUUAAAAGUUUUUUGAAUAUUAUUGACUUAGUCGCAAUACUUCCAUAUUUCAUGACUCUUCCUUUGUCGCAUUAUGACAUUUCGUCUAUAGCAAUUAUCAGAGUGGUUCGACUUAUUCGAAUUUUCCAAGUAUUUAAAUUGUCUCGCUACUCUAACAGUUUGGUCAUUCUGGCAAGGACAUUGUGGGAAAGUGCAGCUGAAUUGUCAUUGCUCUUUUUGUUCUUAAGCUUCGGAAUCAUUCUAUUUGCUAGUGCAAUUUACUAUGCAGAACAUGAUGUGAAUAGCGAGCAUUUCACUAGCAUUCCUGAUGCUUUCUGGUGGGCAACAAUUACAAUGACAACUGUUGGUUAUGGAGACAAGUAUCCAGUCACUGUUGUGGGGAAAUUUAUUGGAUCAUGUUGUGCUAUAGUUGGUGUGCUGUUUGUAGCACUUCCUAUUCCAGUUAUUGUUCAAAACUUUACCACUCUGUAUGAAAUGGAAAGAGAUUUGGCUGCUAGGAAAGCUAGCAAGCCCAGAAGACAAAAGCAGCAGCAGAGUCGCCAUUAUUUGAGAAACCAAAUGUCUGAGGGCGCAGCAAUAAUUGAAGAUUUCCGGGCUACUUCUGAAUGUGAACAGAAUAAUGGCACUGGCGAUCAAAAAAAGGUGUUGUCUGAUGAUGAUUUUGAAUUUGCACUUUCAGACAGAAGAAGAGGAGGCUCUUGUGUGUCUGCUAUUGAUGCUCAGAAUGACGUCUCUCGUAUUGCUUUGUUUACAUGUCCUCAUUGUGGCUCUUCAUUUCAAGAUCGUGUUCCUAGACCCUCCAGUACUGUUACAGCUUCAAAGAAGCUUAUAUCAGCAGGUACAGGCAUAUCAACUUCCAGAGAAGGGGACAAAGCUCUUAUCAUAAAUAGACAGAAUGCGGUUGAUAUUUCUGAGUUUGAAUGUAGGUAUUCCACUGGUAAUCUUACCAGCACUUUGGUCCAGAUUUUGCCAGUAGGCAAUGAGAAUGCUGCUGCUGUUGCAGAGACAUCUUUCCAGAAUUGCAAAGCACAUGGGUUUGAUGAUGAUUCUGUAUUACCAGCAAGAAAUGGGAAAUUGAACAGAGAAUAUGGAACUUCAGUGUAAUUGCAACAACUGAUAUUUGUAACUAGUUGAAAUAAAUGCUGUGACAAACCCCAUUUGCAAAGAGGUGGCUACUCGCUAAUGUGGAGGGGUAUAUGUAGAUCUAUAGUGAUUAGAAUUAUGUAUCACACUUUGAGUUAGCAUGUUUGUUAGUUGUCGACAUGUUGAAUUAGUUAAUAUCAAUUAUAUAUUUUGCAUUG